Molecule: messenger RNA, 1449 nt
Organism: Rhipicephalus microplus (southern cattle tick)
Lineage: Eukaryota; Metazoa; Arthropoda; Arachnida; Ixodida; Ixodidae
Source: RefSeq, a predicted model, not a curated record
AUGUACGCUGUAGACAUCACGGGAACUACUGGCUGCGUCACCGUAGUGCGCCAAGAAAGGCAGACGGCGCAGCUGACCAAUCAGCUGGUGCGGAUUCACCGCCACUUGGCCGGCGUGUGCGUGGCGGCUAACAUGGCAGUGCUGAAAUUCUCGCUCCCUCCAAGACACUCGGACCUGGACGACAGCUGCAUCGACGAGGAGCAAAUCAACUACGCGCAGGUGUGCACGUGGGAAGGAAACGUCGAGUACGACACUGUAUCGUCCGCCGUGCUUUCGAGGAAGCACGACAACGUUCUGACGUACGAGAACGAGUACAGCCUCGAGACAAAGGCCCGGUCCUAUCUGUCCUACUCGCCGCUAGGCUGCGUUGCGGCGUUCAACGUGGACUACGAGGACCCGCGGGGCACGUGCCGGCAGGCCUUCUCGCGCCUGGCAGCGCUUGACAACGUGCUCGGCAUACUGGUUUGCAUCCCUUCGUCAACGCAGCGCGCCACUGUCGACUUCCCGUUCUCCCAGUGCGACAUCUUCGUGGACGGCGAAGUGGAGUACCUCUACAACAACGUCAUCAAAACCAGUAGCUACAAAGCAAACCUGCAAGGCCGGCUGCUAGACGCAAAACUCAACCGGACAUGUUUUGUGGUAUCGCUCGAUGCUAGCAAAGUGCUGAAUGAUCUUCCGGACAGCGCAGUAGCACGGGAGAAAAUAAUCUCCUUCAUCGCCAACUGGCUUUUCACUGAAGGCCUUUGCGGACUGGCGGUGAAAGAAACGGCCACCACGCAGCCCGUCAAAGCCCUCGCAAAGUUUCUUCAGGAACUCUCCAACGAGUUUAGCGAACGAGACCCGAAACCAGUUCUCAUUUUGCUCAUCUCUUCAUUUGAACCGGAAAGCAGGCUCAAAGAGCUUUCAAUGUAUCCUGACCUUCUGGCGCUUACGAACGAAGUGCCGAAUGAAUCUAAAGACUGCAAGCUUCACGGCACCAUGACCGCGACAACAGAUGAGGCACUGAAGCUUUCAAUGAGUCGCCUGUUGGAGCUCUCCGACAGCCUAGGCUCGAGGGGUGGCGUGUGCUUCUCGACUACACUGGCCGUCUACAGGUACAGGCUGCACCUCGGACUGCACGGGGCCGGAGAAAGCUGUCGUCGAAUGAUCGAGACCACGUUCGGCGAGGCAUGUCCUCCGGAAGAAUCUGAUCGUUUGGUCGAGGUGUCCUCAAUGACUUCCUACACAUACAACAAGUCCCACAUGCUCGCGUUUGAAGACCAACGGAGCCUCCGAAUAAAGAUGGAGACGUUCCUGAGCCGCUAUCAGCGUGGCUGCGUGGCGGUGUUCGGCGCUGACAUGGACACUGCGGCGAGCAACUGCACCGGCACCAAGCCAUUCGAGCGCCUCAAAACCCUCCGCGCUCUCUUGGGAAGAACAGAAGGCCCUCUUCUACGGAGCCGCAGCUGA